Messenger RNA from Cylicocyclus nassatus, 303 nucleotides. The record is from the annotation of a GenBank genome assembly. NCBI's taxonomy places the organism in Eukaryota, Metazoa, Nematoda, Chromadorea, Rhabditida, Strongylidae.
AUGAGACUUCUGUUAGUGUUUUUGGCAGUAAUUGUCCUUGCUGAGGGUUAUGCCGCGUACUGGGACCUCCCCCUAUGUGGCCUGUGCCAAGAUUUGGUCGGCUAUUUGAAAGGAAAGCUUGAAGGAGGAGUUGACGAUGUUCAAAAGAUUGCAACCCAAUUCUGUGGGGAAAAGGCUCCAAUCCUUCUCCAAGGAGCAUGCAAGAGCUUCGUGGAGGACAGUAUGAGCCGCAUUGUGGCACUAUUAAAGGAGAAGGUCGACGUGACAAAAAUCUGCACUAUAAUCAAGAUGUGCAAAAACUAA